AUGGGUUUAACCAUAUCCCGACCAAAUUGUGAUACACCAUCUUUCUUCUCGCUCAUCCCAAAUGAUCUCUUGAUUGAGAUAGUCACUAGAUUGUCUGUGGAAGACUUAGCGAGGUGCCGUUGCGUGUCGAAGCAAUGGGCUUCAGUUCUCAGACAUCGCCUCACCAACUCCUCGACUAGUCCUCGUCUCUUGUUCACCUUCCAUCUCAACGGUACGUGGGUCUUCUUCUCGGCACCACAGCCUCAAAGUCUUGACCAGAAUUACUCGUGUCUUUUAACAGCCGAAUAUCACAUGUGUUUCCCCACUAGAGACUGUGGUUCCCGUGGCAUUUGUCCACCUGUCUGGGGGCUGAUAUGUAAUAGAAAGAGGGGUUUCGUGAUAUGUAACCCUAGCACAGGAGAGUACAAAACCUUACCCAAUCCAACAUGGAUACAUGCUGAAAUGACUACCUUUUUUGGGUUUGAUCCAGUCGGAAAACAAUACAAGGUAUUGUGCGUGAACGUUUAUAAAAGCCCCGUUUUUCGAUACGCUAGGGUUCUAACAUUAGGUACGGGUAAACUUUCGUGGAGAAAGAUUACAUGUUCCCGACCUUAUGAUCCUUGGUGGGAUGUUGGGAUUUGCAUAAGUGGGGUUUUGUAUUAUAUAGCUCACGAGAGAAAUAGGCAUCGAGAUUGCCUGAUAGUUUGCUUUGUCUUGAGCUCUGAGAAGUUUGAGUUUAUUACUCCACCACCUAUAGAGAAGCUAUGGUGUACGAAGCUGAUUAAUUACAAGGCUAAAUUAGGUGUGUUUGUUACGUUCCUAUUCACUGAAAAAACUGAAAGUAUUGAGCUGUGGGUUUUAGAUGAUGCCGAAGAAGGGAGAUGGUCGAAGCAUAUCUACAUACUGCCUCCUAUCUGGAAGAAUUUAGCUGCAGCAGAGGCCAUGUUUCACUUUGUUGGGAUGACUCGUAAUGGUGAAAUUGUCUUGUCUUCAUUUAUUCCAUCAGAUCCUUUAUACGUUUUGAUCUACAAUGUGGAGAGGCAUACAUUCAUAAAAGCUAGAAUCCAAGGGUUUGGAUCUCGUACGGGUUCAGGGAUUUAUACCUUUAUAGACUAUAUAGAGAAUCUGAUCCAUAUGUAA
Molecule: messenger RNA, 1119 nt
Organism: Camelina sativa (false flax)
Lineage: Eukaryota; Viridiplantae; Streptophyta; Magnoliopsida; Brassicales; Brassicaceae
Product: F-box protein At3g49450-like
Molecular function (GO): protein binding
Source: RefSeq, a predicted model, not a curated record